GCAAUUAAUGACGAGAUGAGCUUGGAGGAGUUUCUGGUAAAAGCUGGGGUAGCAAGGAACGAGAGGCCGCACGGAUCAUCAGCGAAAAACCAGAGGGCGCCUCAAUCAUCAGCAAAAACUGAUAACGAGAUGAGCUUGGAGGAGUUUCUAGUUGAAGACGGGUUAGCGAGUAACAAGAAGGCAAAUUCAUUAGGAAGUAACGAGAGGGCAAAUUCAUUAGGAAGCAUGGGCUUGGAGGAGUUUCUGGUUAGAGCUGGUGUUGUCCGUGAUAGGGCUCGGUACGAUGUGUUCUUGAGUUUCAGAGGGAAAGAUACUCGGUCAUCUUUCAUUUCUCAUCUCUACUCCUUUUUUAGCAAUGCUGGAAUUGUUGUUUUCAAAGAUGAUGCAAACCUUCCUAGGGGUAAUAGUAUCUCAGUCGAAUUGCCGCUUGGAAUUGAAUGUUCUACAAUUUCGAUCAUUAUCUUCUCCAAAGAUUAUGCUGGUUCUAGAUGGUGCCUCAACGAGCUCUCAAAAAUCAUGGAGCUUCACAGAGCACAGGGUCGGGUAGCUCUGCCUGUGUUCUAUGGCGUAGAUCCGACCCAAGUUCGUAAUCAAAGCUCCAGUUUUGGAGAUGCAUUUCGUGAGCUUAUACAAAGAAGUUCACCCACAGAAGAUGAAGUGUCGAGGUGGAGGACAGAUCUCCGUGAAGCUGGGGGCAUUGCAGGGUUUGUUGUGCUCAACUCCAAGGAUGAAAGUGAGGAUAUCAAGAAUAUCGUUAAGCAUGUUUGUAAAAUAUUGGACAAGAAAGACUUGUUUAUUGCUAACCAUCCUGUUGGAGUGGACUCUCGUUUGAAAGAUUUGAUUAAAAUAUCAGAAAGCUAUUCAAUUAAUGAUGUUCUCCUGCUAGGGAUAUGGGGGAUGGGGGGCAUCGGUAAAACAACCAUUGCCAAAGCCAUUUAUAAUGAAAUUGGUCGAAAAUUUGAGAGCAGAAGUUUUUUGUCAAACAUUAGGGAAGUUUGGGAGCAAGAUUCUGGUCCAGUUAACUUACAGCAACAGCUUCUUUCAGAAAUCUGUAGAACAACAAUGAUGGUGAUACCUAGCAUUGAUUCAGGAAAAAUCAUAUUAAAGGAAUAUCUUUGCCAUAAGAGAGCACUUGUUGUACUUGAUGAUGUGAAUGAAGUUGCACAACUAAAUGCUUUAUUUGGAAGUCGUGAAUGCUUUGGUCCGGGAAGCAGAAUAAUUAUCACUACUAGAGAUAAGCAUAUGCUCAAACUCCUUAGAGUGGAUCAUGUAUAUGAAAUAAAGAACAUGGACAAAAUAGAAUCUAUUGAGCUUUUUAGUUGGCAUGCAUUUAAGCAACCAAGUCCUAAAAAGGGAUUCAUUGACUUUUCUAGAAAUAUAGUUGCUUAUUCUGGAGGACUACCACUAGCCCUUGAAAUCCUCGGCUCCUAUUUAUUUGAUAGGAAAGAGGAAGAGUGGAGAAGUGUACUAGAGAAACUAAAAAGAAUCCCCGAAAAUGAGAUACAAAAGAAGCUAAAAAUAAGCUUUGAUGGUUUAAGCGAUGAUACGGUGAAAGAAAUCUUCCUUGAUAUAUCUUGCUUCUUUAUUGGGAUGGAUAGGAGUGAUGUCACGCAGAUAUUGGAUGGUAGUGGACUUUUUCCGCACAUUGGAAUAAGUGUCCUUGUGGAGCGAAGCCUAGUAACUGUUGAUGAGAAGAACAAGCUUGGCAUGCAUGAUUUGCUGCGAGAUAUGGGGAGAGAGAUCAUCCGAGAACAAUCACCAAAGGAGCUUGGAAAGCGUACUAGGUUAUGGUUCCAUGAAGAUGCAUUUGAUGUAUUAUCAAAACAUACUGGUACAGAAUUUGUCGAGGGGCUAGCUUUGAGUUUGUCACAAACUGAUAGAGAUUAUUUUUCUACCAAGGCGUUUAAGCAGAUGAAGACACUUAGAUUACUCCGCCUUGGUAAUGUGGAACUUGAUGGAGACUUUAAAUACAUGAGCAGAGAUCUCAGAUGGCUUUAUUGGCUUGGCUUUCCUUUGAAAUACAUCCCUGCCAACUUUUAUCAGAAAAAUUUAGUUUCUAUUGAGUUGAAGUACAGUAGCCUUAAACAAGUUUGGAGGGAGCCCCAGUUAUUGGAGAGGCUAAAAAUCCUUAAUUUGAGUCACUCCCUUUUUUUGGUGCAGACUCCUGACUUCUCAAAACUACCGAAUCUUGAAAAGUUGAUUCUUAAAAAUUGUCCAAAUUUGUCCAAGGUUCAUCCUACCAUCAGUCAUGCCAAUAAACUCAUUUUAAUAAAUUUGAAGGAUUGUACUAGCCUUCGCACUCUCCCAAGAAGUAUUUAUAAUUUAAAAUCACUGAAAACUCUUAUUCUGUCUGGUUGUGCGAGGAUUGAAAAAUUAGAAGAAGAUAUAGAGCAAAUGGAUUCCUUGACAACUCUGAUUGCUGACAACACUGCAAUAACAGAAGUGCCUUUAUCUUUAGUGAGGCUAAAAAGUGUUGGAUAUAUAUCUCUUUGUGGCUACAGGGGAUUAUCACGUGAUGUGUUUCCUUCUCUCAUUUGGUCACGGAUGUCCCCAGUAAAUAAUCCUUUAUCUCUUAUUCCAUCAUAUGUGGUCAUGCCAAUUUCCUUGGAUAUAUUGAAUAGCAAUGUCCCUAGUCCUUCAUCUGUCUAUAAUAACCUCGCAAAGCUACGAAGCCUUUUGUUGGGAAUCAUAUCAGAGAAUGACCCUGAAGUAAUUCGAGGUGCUGCAAAAAUUUGGGAAUCCUUUCAUGCCAGAAUUUGCAUGGACAUGGCAACAAUACCAAAUACUUCAAAAAUCUUUGAGAUUGAAUCUUCUGUGUUAACUGGUCAUCAUAGUCAGGUUCACAUCUCAAGAUCAGAAAAUUUUUUGAGGCAUCUUCUAAUUCAAAUUGGAAAGAAUGACCAAGUCACUGCUACUCUUCUGGAGAAUAUCUCACAGGGAUUGACUCCCAGGAAUUAUAGUGAUGCAUAUGUCCUUCCUGGCGACAAUUACCCCUAUUGGCAAUGUUUUAAGGGUGAAAGAGCUUCUGUGAAGUUUAAAGUGCCUCGGAUUAGCGGUCAUGAUUUGAAAGGGAUGAUUAUUUGCUGUGCAUAUUUCCCUUCAAGUGAUUUGAGUAAGAAGGCAUGUGAAUCUUGUGUUAGUGUAAUGAUCAUAAAUUAUACAAAGACAACCACUCUGUGCUACAGGCAAGAUUCACUGACUUCAUUUGAAGAAGCUGAGUGGAAGAAAAUAAUAUCAAAUCUAGACUCAGAUGACCAAGUGGAGGUGAUGGUAGUUUUUGGUAAUGGAUUCACUGUGAAAAGGACAACAAUCUACUUAAAAUACGACGAGUCAUUUGAUGAACAGAUAGAGCAUCCACCAUUACCAAGUAGAGAAGUUGAGAAGAAGAACAUGCAGACUUAUGUUAGAAGGAGGAAGCGACAAAAGAUUAAUUAGUAAUUCUUUAGUAGUUCUUUUCUUUUUAAUUCCUUAUUUUGCCAUUGCAUAAUUUGUAUUAUUGUUUAAGAGAUUUUAAGAGUCAAAUAAAUAUCUAUAUUGUCGUUA
This is a messenger RNA of Neltuma alba, 3543 nucleotides long. Its product is annotated as TMV resistance protein N. The coding region runs from base 16 to 3435 and encodes 1139 amino acids. Gene Ontology annotation, molecular function: ADP binding. The transcript is spliced from 7 exons. Gene Ontology annotation, biological process: signal transduction; defense response. The record is from RefSeq and is a predicted model, not a curated record. Lineage: Eukaryota; Viridiplantae; Streptophyta; Magnoliopsida; Fabales; Fabaceae.